AAAGAGGUCACGCGCCGGCUCGGCCCGACCGAGCAGCGCACUCUCUUCCGGGUGACAGUUGGCGACCUGCCCGACCUUCCGCUUACCCCACCCCCCCCAACCCGCAGCGACUGUGGCCCGGCUGAGGGGAUUGGCCUCGGAAGUCGAGAGUGGGGGCCGUGGGAUCCAGGCAGGACAAAGUGUACGGAGCAUCGGGGUCUCUCUCCGCCCCAGCUCUGCCUGCCGCUUGCGCGGGGUGUCGUGGCCGAGUCUUCCCCGGCAGGAGCGGUGGUGAAGGGGAGCGGGUUCCGAUUCCGGCCCCAUUCCCGCCCCGCCCCCCUCCACAUGAGAAAUGGACCAAGAUGAUCCUGGAGAGGCCAUGGCAGAACUACAGGGGCGCCACCUUGGGGGACUGGGUAUCUUACAAGUGGCAGCUGGCACCGGCUUAUUUGCCUAUACCUUCUGGGCAGGGUUCCUUAUGCCUGGUUUCCGUAAAGUGCCCCUGAAGCUUCAGGUGCCAUAUGUCCCAGCAAGUAGGCAGCAGGUGGAGAAUGUACUGAGUCUUCUCCAGGGACGCUCUGGCAAGAUGGUGGACUUGGGCUCUGGCGAUGGCAGGAUUGUUUUGGCAGCAUACAGACGAGGAUUCUAUCCUGUUGUGGGUUAUGAACUGAACCCCUGGCUUCUUUGGCUUUCUCGGUUCCAUGCAUGGAGGGCUGGUUGUGCUCGAAAGGUUUCCUACCAGAAGGAGGAUCUCUGGAAGGUGAACCUGACUGACUGCAAAAACAUCACAGUUUUCCUGGCUCCCAGUGUGCUCCCUCUCCUGGAAACCAAAUUACUAGCGGAAUUGCCCAGCAAGGCCCGAGUGAUAUCUGGUCGAUUCCCUCUUCCCAACUGGGAGCCAACAGCCACAGUUGGUGAGGGCCUGGACAAGGUUUGGGCUUAUGAUAUUGGACUGAUCCGGCAGAACAUGGAGAUGAGGGAAACUACCUUCCUACAGGGAACACCUGUCUAGGUUUUGGGGAGGCAAGAUCUCCCUCUACAACGUUUUGGUACUUCAUGAGAGGGGCACUCUACCGUAUAUGUAAGGGCACCUUAGCAGCCUUUUUUUGAAUCAGAUUUCACCUCCCUUAACCACAGAGAACCAGGAUGUGCUCCAAGCUAGAGCUGAUCCUGGUCACUGUACUUGAGGCUCAAAUGUUUAUUAGGAGCCAACACUGAGGAAAAUUCAGGACCACUUCUGAAGAUUUUCACUGGCAACUUGAGGUCAAGAAUUGAAACUUGUUUCCUGUGGUUCACAUUUGAACACAAUAAAAGUUUUUUUCUUUUUGAA
Messenger RNA from Trichosurus vulpecula (common brushtail), 1309 nucleotides. It is a transcript of the gene ANTKMT, whose product is annotated as adenine nucleotide translocase lysine methyltransferase. The coding region runs from base 332 to 991 and encodes 219 amino acids. Gene Ontology annotation, molecular function: protein-lysine N-methyltransferase activity. The record is from RefSeq and is a predicted model, not a curated record. Gene Ontology annotation, biological process: regulation of mitochondrial ATP synthesis coupled proton transport; positive regulation of proton-transporting ATP synthase activity, rotational mechanism; peptidyl-lysine trimethylation. The transcript is spliced from 6 exons. Gene Ontology annotation, cellular component: mitochondrion. NCBI's taxonomy places the organism in Eukaryota, Metazoa, Chordata, Mammalia, Diprotodontia, Phalangeridae.